Messenger RNA from Mucor velutinosus, 1293 nucleotides. RefSeq lists its product as uncharacterized. Bases 1 to 1293 code for a protein of 430 amino acids. Gene Ontology annotation, molecular function: protein binding. The record is from RefSeq and is a predicted model, not a curated record. The transcript is spliced from 5 exons. Lineage: Eukaryota; Fungi; Mucoromycota; Mucoromycetes; Mucorales; Mucoraceae.
AUGGAUACAAACACCAAGAAGAGAUCAAGAGCUGAUGAUAUGAGUGAAUCUCAAGCAACAAAGAAACAAAUUUUGGAGAAAGUGAGCUCAUCAUCCAGCGGCUCAUCCUUGUUACCCACCAAUGCUUUACUCGAUAUCGAGGAAGAUUUCCGUAUCGUCGUUGGUACCUAUGAACGCCUUUUGUUUGGCAUUAAUGCACUCUGGAACGAAGAGAAAACUCAAGUCAAAUUGGAACCUGUAUUUAUUAUUCCUGCUCACACUGGUUGCAUCCGUACUGUAGCCAUUGGUGGUCAUUUCUUGGCUUCUGGAAGCACCGACGAGAUUAUUCGUUUAUAUGAUGUCAAGAAACGCAAGGAAUACGGUUCUUUGGGUGGCCAUCAUUCUGGCGAUAUCACUGAUAUUCAAUUCCAUGGCAAGUACAUGUUGUCUGCUUCGGACGAUCAUUCAAUCAAUCUGUGGAGAACCAAGGAUUGGGAAUUCCUCAAGACACUCAAAGCACACAAGGGAAAGGUAAAUUCAAUUGCCAUUCAUCCUACCGGUAAAAUUGCAUUGUCUGUUGGUAUCGACAGAGCUGCUAUUGUUUGGAAUCUGAUGACAGGCCGCAAAGCUAGUGUAAAUAAGCUGGGCAAAGAGGAGCCCAUGUUGGUUUUAUGGAAUCCAGCCGGUGACCAAUAUGCUAUCAUGUUUGAUAGAACUAUCAACAUUUAUAAUGUCUCGGAUGCCAAAAUUGCCACCACCAUCACUCAGUCAUCUCGAUUCCACAGCAUGAAAUAUUUCCACUCCAAAAAGCACGACAAGGACUACAUUGUCACUGGCAGCGAAGACAAAACUAUUCGUAUCUACGAUGUCACAUCCGGCGAGUGCGUGAAAGAGAUCAAAGGACACAAACUGCGUGUCAAAUCAGUGACCGUAGUUGAAUCUGAUGACAGAAUCGUUCUUGUAUCAGUAUCAUCUGAUGGCAUUGUCAAGUGUUGGGAUUUAGAGGAAGCAUUGGACGGCGAUGUGGAGCCUUUGGGAGAAUACAACACCAAAUGCCGUGCAACUUGCAUCACAUCUCAUGUUGGCUUCCACAAGACAGAAGCAAUGGCCGCUGAAGAGGCUGCUGCUGAUGCAGAGGCUGCCAAAGAAGCUAAAGCUGCAAAAGUGGAGAAGAAGAAGAAGCAGCAGCAGCAGGAGUCGGUGCCAGCAAAAAAGACAGCUCCCACCACAAAAACAGCAACACCAUCCACAGCAAAGGCUCAACCAGCAGCAAAAAAGAAUCACAACAAAAAGAAGGCAGCCUCUAAAAAGUAA